Peromyscus californicus insignis is the source of this 4237-nucleotide messenger RNA. RefSeq names its product RNA-binding protein 12. Gene Ontology annotation, cellular component: ribonucleoprotein complex; plasma membrane; nucleoplasm. The record is from RefSeq and is a predicted model, not a curated record. Gene Ontology annotation, biological process: regulation of canonical NF-kappaB signal transduction; cellular response to calcium ion; positive regulation of tumor necrosis factor-mediated signaling pathway. The coding region runs from base 274 to 1887 and encodes 537 amino acids. Gene Ontology annotation, molecular function: RNA binding; calcium-dependent phospholipid binding. Lineage: Eukaryota; Metazoa; Chordata; Mammalia; Rodentia; Cricetidae. The transcript is spliced from 18 exons.
CGGGCGGCCAUUUUGUGAGGCGGCGUCGGAGGUGCUGGCUGCAGUGGGCUCCGGGAAGCCGUUCGGGCUGGGGCUGUCGGCCGCGGGGCUGAGGCACUCGCGCGGGGGGUAACUCGGGUCUGGGUUCUGGUGCCGCGCAAGCUCUCCCCGAAUUAUUUCACUCGUGUCCUUCCAAAGUUCACCAGAGCUUCAGUCUAAAAGUUGGUUUUAAUUGGGUUGCCCACAGGAUUGACUUGGCCUCUACUUAAGAAAAUACAUCUCUUGUUUUACAAGAUGGCGCACUGUGUGACCUCGGUUCAGCUGUCCGUUUCCUGUGACCAUCUCAUUGACAAGGACAUCGGCUCCAAAUCUGACCCACUCUGCAUCCUUUUACAAGAUGUGGGAGGGGGCACCUGGGCUGAGCUUUGCCGGACUGAGCGAGUCCGGAACUGCUCAAGCCCCAUGUUCUCCAAGACUCUGCAGAUUGAGUACCACUUUGAGACUGUCCAGAAGCUACGCUUUGGAAUCUAUGACAUAGACAACAAGACACCAGACCUGGGGGAUGAUGACUUUCUAGGGGGAGCUGAGUGUUCCCUAGGUCAGAUUGUGUCCAGCCAGACUCUGACUCUACCCUUGAUGUUGAAGCCAGGGAAGCCUGCCGGCCGGGGAACCAUCACUAUUUCAGCCCAGGAGUUAAAGGACAGUCGUGUAGUAACCAUGGAGGUGGAAGCUAGAAACCUAGAUAAGAAGGACUUCCUAGGAAAAUCUGAUCCGUUCUUGGAGUUCUUCCGACACGGUGAUGGGAAGUGGCACCUGGCAUACAGAUCUGAGGUAGUCAAGAACAACCUGAACCCCACGUGGAAGCGCUUCUCAGUUCCUCUUCAGCAUUUCUGCGGUGGGGACCCCGGCACACCCAUCCAGGUACGCUGCUCAGACUAUGACAGUGAUGGGUCACAUGAUCUCAUUGGUACAUUCCACACCACCUUGGCCCAGCUUCAAGCAGUCCCGGCUGAAUUUGAAUGUAUCCACCCUGAGAAGCAGAAGAAAAAGAAAAGCUACAAGAACUCUGGAACUGUCUGUGUCAAGACUUGCCGGGUUGAAACAGAGUAUUCCUUCCUGGACUAUGUCAUGGGAGGCUGCCAAAUCAACUUUACUGUGGGUGUGGACUUCACUGGUUCCAAUGGGGACCCUUCCUCACCUGACUCCCUGCACUAUCUGAGCCCUACAGGAGUCAACGAGUAUCUGACAGCACUGUGGAGUGUGGGCAGUGUGGUUCAAGACUAUGACUCAGACAAACUAUUUCCAGCAUUUGGAUUUGGGGCCCAGGUACCCCCUAAUUGGCAGGUCUCACAUGAAUUUGCCUUGAACUUCAAUCCCAGUAAUCCCUAUUGUGCAGGCAUCCAGGGCAUUGUAGACGCCUACCGUCAAGCGCUGCCCCAAGUCCGUCUUUACGGCCCUACCAACUUUGCACCCAUCAUCAACCACGUGGCUAGGUUUGCAGCCCAGGCUGCACAGCAGAGGACUGCCUCGCAAUACUUCGUACUGUUGCUUUUGACUGACGGCGCUGUGACAGACGUGGAGGCCACAUGUGAGGCUGUGGUCCAAGCCUCAAAGCUGCCCAUGUCCGUGAUCAUUGUGGGCGUGGGUAGUGCUGACUUUGAGAUCAUGGAGCAGCUGGAUGCUGAUGGUGGCCCUCUUCGUACACGCCGUGGAGAAGCAGCUACCCGUGACAUAGUGCAGUUUGUGCCUUACCGACGGUUUCAGAAUGCUCCACGGGAGACACUGGCACAGACUGUACUUGCAGAAGUGCCCACUCAGCUGGUUUCCUACUUCAAAGCCCAAGGUUGGGCCCCAUUCAAAGACCCUCCAGCUCCAGCCACGGGCCCUGCACAGCCCCCCGAGGCAUAGGUUUGCUCGGAGAGUAGGCUAUGGUCAGUCUACUUCAGCCUGCACCAUCCUCUGGGCCAUGGACCAACCCUGUACAUUCUUCCCACUUUAUAGUUGAUACUUUUAUACUUGCUUCUGCUAUUGCUGCUCUUGACCUACCUACCUGUCCCUGACACCAUUUCAUUCAGGAAAGACUAGUAUAAAGAUCACCCCCGUCAAAGGGUUACAGGCUGGUAUAGAUAGCCUUGCCUACUUUGGCCUUGUGUCUUAGUCUGUUGACCUUGGGCUUGUUGAGUGAAAGGUCCCUUUGGUCUGAUAACCCUAUCCAAGCAAAUUGGGUCUAUUCACUCCAGAAGCAUACUUUGAAAACACAAAGCUUGAAUAUAAAGUAAGCGUAUGCUUGUCCCUUCCUCUGGGUGGAGCUGAGCUGAGCUGGGCACGCCUCAUGAGAGGUGGCAGAGUUGAGAGACACGCUUCACAGCAGAGGGAGGGCUGUUAGACUCUUGUGCUAGCUCCGUUCCUUGAUGCUUUGGGGAACACUUGUUGUGUAGCCCAGACUUGCCUGCAGUUUACCAUCCUGUCUCAACCUGGAAUUAUAGGCAUGUGCUACCAUGUCUGGUUUACAGUCCUAUUUUUUUUUUUUUUGACAUAAGAUCUCAUGUAGCAGCUGGGUGGUGGCGCACGCCUUUAAUCCUAGUUCUUGGGAGGCAGAGGUAGGUGGAUCUCUGAGUUUGAGGCCAGCCUGGUCUAUAGAAUGAGUUCCAGGACAAUCAGUGCUGUUACAACAGAGAACCCCUGUCUUGAUUUAAAAGGGUCUCAUGUAGCUCAGGCUGGUCCUCCUACCCCCACCUCCCAAGUGCUAGGAUUAUAAGCAUGCCCACUGUGUCCAGCUUAAUACCUUUUUAUAUUAUUAGAGAUUUAACGUGUAUGUUCAUUGUGGAAACACUUUAUAGGAGGGACACAUCGUAACCACAUUGCCCAGGCUGGCUUCAGAUUCUUUGUACUCAAGGGAUCCUCCUUCCUCAGCUUCGAGAAUAGAUGGAACUAUGGUAGACUUGGUGCCUGCUUUAGAAAAACAGAUUUUCUUUUGCAGGGAGAAGGGAACUUUUAAAUGCAGAUUAAAAUUUCACUCAAUCUGCCAGUUAGUCAUGGUUAUGCACAACUUGAAUCCCAGCACCUAGGAGGCAGAGGUAUUUCAAAAUGUUUUUUUAAUCUAAUCGGACAUUGUUUCAAAACUGGGUGUGGUGCAUACCUUUAAUCCCAGCACUCAGAAGGUAGAGGCAAGUGGAUCUCUGAGUUUGAGAUCAGCUGGGUCUGCAGAGCAAGUUCCAGGACAGCAAGAGAAACCCUGUGUCAAAAAAAGGACUAAAGGAAAAAAAUUGUCUCAAAUAUCAGUAUCAUAAAAAUAGAUAAUGAGCCAGGCAGGUGGUGCACACCUUUAAUCACUCAGGAGGCAGAGGCAGGCAAAUCUUUCUGAGUCAAGGCCAACUUGGUCUACAGAGUGAGUUCCAGAACAGCCGGGACUGUUACACAGAGAGAAAAAAAAAAUAGGGGGAAAAACAGAUAAAGGGAACAAAGCUUGGUGGCUCAUGGCUGUAAUGCCAACACUUGGAAGUCUGGGGCAGGUAGACUGCUGAGAGUCUGAUGUAGACUUAAAUUAUACUAUGAAUUUCAGAUCAGAUUUUUAAGAAUCUUUAAAAAGAAAUCACAUACACUGUAUCUGGUUUGCAUUGAUUUUGGAUGCCUUAUCAAAGCUGCCUUGUCGCCUAUGCUAUUCUUUUUUGUUUUUUUUUUUUUUUUUUUGGUGUUUCGAGACAGGGUUUCUCUGUGUAGCUUUGCGCCUCUCCUGGAAUUCACUUGGUAGCCCAGGCUGGCCUCGAACUCACAGAGAUCUGCCUGGCUCUGCCUCCCGAGUGCUGGGAUUAAAGGCACUAUUCUUAUAAUAACCAGAAUUUAGUAAUCUCCUGAGAUUCCUUUUGUUCUGCUUACAUAGAUAUUUGAGGAAUUGGUUCCUAGAUGUGGAAAUGAUAGAUCACAGGACAUUUACAGUUUCAGCAGGUAUCACAGGUAGCCUUCUGUGAACGCUAUAGUCCCACUCAUUCCAUUUGUCAACUCACACUCAUCUUGAACUUCCUUCCAUAUGUAGACGAGGUAUUGUUGAUACAUUUACUUCCUCCUCAGCAGCCUGCUCCUGGGCUGUAUGUGUCAGAGUCUUGAUUGUUCUUUUCAAUAUGUUCAAAGUCUGUUCCCUCAGCUGUUACUGUUUCAUGUUUUUAUAUGCAAUAUGAAAAUUUUAUUUUUUAUAUAUGCUAAUCUGCUUUUUAAAAUGUAUCCGUAUAUCAAUAAUAAUAAAUACUCCUCAGUGGCUGCA